Molecule: messenger RNA, 4040 nt
Organism: Scomber japonicus (chub mackerel)
Lineage: Eukaryota; Metazoa; Chordata; Actinopteri; Scombriformes; Scombridae
Gene: irs2b
Product: insulin receptor substrate 2b
Exons: 2
Coding region: 186-3551 (1121 amino acids)
Biological process (GO): insulin receptor signaling pathway
Cellular component (GO): cytosol; plasma membrane
Molecular function (GO): phosphatidylinositol 3-kinase binding; insulin receptor binding
Source: RefSeq, a predicted model, not a curated record
CACAUGUUGUUUCCCCUCCUCAGUCCGGACACCAGCAGACAUGUGUUAUUUAUUGCUCAGCUGUGGGAGAAGACGAACGAACGCACAGCCGGCUCUGGAAAUAGAGGAUUAAAAUAAAGCGCGUCGUUUCUUGUGCAACUCGAGGGAAGAGGAACGCAUUGUGUCUGAUAGUGAAGGACGCGAGAAUGGCGAGUCCGCCAAACACUGGAGAUCAGCCCUUAUCACCGACGAACACGAACGCGAACAACAAUAUCAAGAAAUGUGGAUAUCUAAAGAAGCAGAAACACGGACACAAGCGCUUUUUCGUACUGAAAGAGCCGAGCGAAGGUUUCCCUGCCCGGCUGGAGUACUACGAGAGCGAGAAGAAAUGGAAAAACAAAUCGGCCGCGAAGAGAGUUAUUCCUCUGGACUGCUGCCUUAAUAUCAACAAGAGAGCGGACGCAAAACACAAAUAUCUUAUUGCGCUUUAUACUAAGGAUGAGUAUUUUGCCGUGGCGUCAGAAAACGAGCAAGAACAGGAGAGCUGGUAUCGGGUGCUGACGGAUUUAAUGGCAGAGGGGAAAGUAUACGACGGCUCGGCGUCUAACUCUGCGUCCUCGCUGGUUGGCUUCGACGAGGCGAGCUACGGUGUAAUAACGCCGGUUACCGCCGCCUACAAGGAGGUAUGGCAAGUCAAUUUGAAAUCUAAAGGGCUUGGGCAGAGCAGAAAUUUGACCGGGGUGUACCGGCUCUGUCUCUCCAGUCGGACUAUCAGCUUUGUCAAGCUAAACACGGAGGUCGCCUCAGUCAUCUUACAGUUGAUGAAUAUCCGGAGGUGCGGCCACUCUGAUAGCUUUUUCUUCAUCGAGGUUGGUCGAUCGGCAGCCACGGGACCCGGCGAGUUGUGGAUGCAGGCUGAUGACUCAGUAGUGGCGCAAAACAUCCAUGAAACUAUCUUGGAGGCGAUGAAAGCCAUGAAGGAGUUGUCGGAAUUUCGUCCGCGCAGCAAAAGUCAGUCAUCUGGUACAAACCCCAUCUCUGUGCCCACACGGCGGCACCUGAACCAUCUCCCCCCCAGCCAGACCGGCCUUCCCCGGCGGUCACGUACUGACAGCAUGGCUGCAACCUCUCCUGUUAGCAAAUUUUCCUCCUGCCGAAUACGUACGGCUAGCGAGGGCGAUGGCACUAUGACACGCCCCAUGUCAGUGACUGGAAGCCCCCUCAGUCCAGGGGUCCACAGGACCCUCCUGAGCAGAUCUCACACUAUUACAACGCGCCCUUAUCGGACAUUUGAAUCUUCUUCCCUCCAGCACAGUAAAUCAAUGUCUAUGCCUCUGUCUCAUUCCCUGCCCAUGGCUGCCCCUAGCUUAGUGAGCCUGUCCUCUUGCCCAGACAGCAGUGCUCCUCGCCCCUCCAGCUGUAGUGCCUCCUUCUCUGGCUCCCCCAGUGAUGCAGGGUUUAUAUCAUGUGAGGAAUAUGGCUCUAGCCCGGCUGAUCCAAGGGACCUCAGGCUACCACUCACCUUCGGUAGCAACACCCCUGAGUCUCUCAAAGCUGACACUCCCCCCUCCCGGGAUGGCAGUGAGCUUGAUGGAUACAUGGUGAUGGAGCGGCAGAAUCAGAGUGGUUACCGGCGGUUAUCAGAGCUGGACAAGGCUUAUCGAAAGCGCACAUACUCCCUCACUACCCCCCGCCAGCAGAGGGGUCCCCCACAAGUAUCUUCAGCCUCUUUGGAUGAGUAUACUCUUAUGAGGGCCACAUACACCAGUGGAAACCAGUCUUCUCGCAGGUGUCACACUGCCUCCCCUAAAGGGAUCUAUCCUGAGGACUACAGGGAUGUCCAGAUUGGCUCUAGCAGUGUCAAAGGUGACAGUGGCUAUAUGCCUAUGAUGCCAGGUGUGGCACCUCAGACACCAGGGUCUAAGGGUGACCCCUACAUGCCCAUGAGCCCCAUGUGUGUUUCUGCUCCAAAGCAGAUUAUCAACCCCCGCACACACUCCUCCUCAGCAGGGCUGGCCCCACGCACAGACUCUCCCGGGAGUGUUUCUCUGGAGGACCGUGGCUAUAUGCGCAUGUGGUGUGGAACCAAGAUGUCAGUGGAGAGCACUGAUGGAAAGCUCACUAAUGGAGAGUACCUGAACAUGUCUCCUGUCGAUCCUCUGGUGUCACUCACACCCCCAGAAUACAUCCUUAAUUCUCCAGGAGGAGAUCCCCACCCCCAGCAACAUCACAGACAGCCUUAUACUUACAGCUCCCUGCCACGCUCACUUAAAAGCCAGUUGCAGCGCAACGGGUCCACAGACACAGACCAGUAUGUGGUGAUGAGUUUACAGAGACAACGGAUAGAAGAGGAGUCCAACUAUUGUCCUAUCUCUCCGGGAGACUCUGUGGCCAUCAGCUCCCCAGGCACACCAGGCACACCAGGCACCCCUUCCUCUGCUCAGUCUCCUCUCAGACUGGCUCGGGUAGAUGGAGGUCUGGUACACCGAAAUCGGGUGUGUCGGCCCACCCGCCUGGCUCUGGAAUCCCUCAGAACCCUACCAUGUAUGAGUGAACACCCACUUCCCUCAGAGCCACGCAGCCCAGGAGAGUAUAUCAACAUAGACUUCAGUAGUAGUGACCACAACCCUCUGGCAUCCACAGUGUCAGAGAGCUCUGAGUCCUCUGUGAGUUCAUCGUAUGCAGAGAAGGGAUCCCUGCCACUAUCAGACUAUGUUAAUGUUGAUGUCAGCUCCCCGGGUCACCUCAGCUCACACCAGGCUGUAAGUUCUCCCCCUGCAGAAGUCUUGACUUGUCCGAAUCUGCUGACUGUUCAGGACAUACAGGGAGAUGAGGAGGGAAAAGAGGGAAAAAGCAUAGAGGGACAGGCAGAGGUGAGGGGGAUGGUAGAGGAAUAUCCUCUCCAACAGCAGGUGAGCUUGGUGUGUCCGCCUGCUCCAGUCAAGGAUGACUACACUGAGAUGACUUUCAGUCCUCAUGCCCCUCUACCUGCUCUCUGCACCACUGAUGCUGCUCCCCUCCCCACCAGCCCCACUGCCUGUGUCCAGAGACUAAGCCUUGACAGCAGCAUUGUGGAUGGGGUUCCUCAUGUGCCGGUGGACUCUUUUCUUCUGGGGGGUCCGUCGUUGACUGUCACGCUCGUGGACCCACACAGAGGGGCCAAAGUGAUCCGGGCAGACCCUCAGGGACGCCGGCGUCACAGUUCUGAGACCUUCUCCUCCACCACCACUGUCACACCCGUGUGCCCAUCUUUUGCCCAUGACACCAAACGACACAGCUCUGCCUCUGUGGAGAACGUAUCCCGCACUGUACGCAGCUCUGAGGGACCCGACGAGGACUAUGGCAGCAACAGCCUCAUGUGCAGGGAGACGUCAGCUGGUUAUCAGAAUGGUCUCAACUACAUUGCCUUAAACUUGAUGGAGGGAAACCUAGGAGGAUGCCGGUUAGGUGGCUGUGAAGGACUCCUGAGAUUCAAGACAGCCUGUGGUUGCAAGGGUGGCAUGAAUGGUUUCAACACUAGCCCCUAUGCCAGCCUGGGAUUCAAGGAGACUGCUGCUGCUGUGAAAGAAUGAUGGCUGACGGGUCCUCCCACCCCCACCCUCCUCCACGACUCUCCUUUUCCUGGGAUUGUAGGAUUUCGCUGCAGCCUAGUGACGAGGUCGCCACAGCGACAGCUGGACCAUGCGCUGCAGCCGAUGUCCUUUGACCUCCCUGUCGUCUUUGAGGGUCACAGGGACAGCCAUCACCAUGGCAACACGGACACUUAACCCUUGCCCCAAAUCUUCCCUCUGCUUUUCCUGGCACCAAAACAUUCAGGCGCCAUCGCUGCUGCUGUACUAGAUUACUUAAAAUAUUCUUAAAAAAUGGACUAUUAACUCUAACUAUAGGCAGGUAACUAUUUAUCUCUGUAUGUAGGCCUGCAAAAAUGAUUCUGCAGUAUAUUAUGUUAAUUAUUAUUGUUGUUCUAUUCAUACACUUUCAGCUGGUUUUCUUUUGGUGUCAUCCAAUAGUUGUCAGAUUCUCACCUUAAAACCUGUGAACCAAACCUGGAGAACACGUAC